Messenger RNA from Fusarium sp. VM40, 1551 nucleotides. The record is from the annotation of a GenBank genome assembly. NCBI's taxonomy places the organism in Eukaryota, Fungi, Ascomycota, Sordariomycetes, Hypocreales, Nectriaceae.
AUGUCUGAACCAGCGGCACCGGCGCCCAAGCCGCGGUGGCUUGAUCCCAGGCCGUCGACUUGGUACAACCGCAUCGCUACAUCGCCGUCGCUUCAUCGCUGCACUGCAUAUCUUAGAUCACUGCUGCGUCCGCGGCUAUCGUGGCGCUACGUCGCAUGCUCUGUCGUGGGCGUCUAUGUUCUUUACUGCUUCGUCACAUGGCAGCCCUUCUUCUCAUCUCGUCUGCCGGCGUAUUCGGGGCCUCACUCAGUCGGCGCCAUAGACCUGGAGAUUCCCCUUGAGAAGCCAAAGCGCAUAUCCGAUACUGUGCUAAAAGACUCUAAAGAGCCUGCGUUUGAGGUAGAGAGCGUGCUCUUCACUGUGUAUUAUCCCGCUGUUAAAGGCGCCAAGUCACGCGCUGUUUUGCAUCCCUGGGUUCCUAAACCUAUAAGUCUCACAGCAGAGGGCUAUGCGCGCGCUGCUGGUGUCAACAACUUCCUCAUUCGACCGAUUUUCACAUUUGCGCUGUGGCUCCUUGUCGGUAGUAUCAAGAUCCCCGCCAAGGUCGACGUUCCUCUUCUAGGCUCCGACUCGCAAAGCAAAGAUGGGCAAAAGUUCCCCGUCAUGGUCUUUUCUCAUGGCGCUGUGAGUUCCAGGACCGACUACACCCAUUAUCUCGGCGAACUCGCUAGUCGCGGCCAUGUCAUUGCUGCUCUCGAGCAUCGCGACGGUAGCUGUCCCGGCACCAUGGUCCAGAUCAAGGAUAAGAAGGACCGGCCUGUGUUUCUCCUCAAACAGGGCGAUCUCAUAUCUGACCCGCCUAUGAACGACACCAUUCUCAAAAGAGAGCAACUCGCUUUCCGCACCGAAGAGAUCCUCCAGACCAUUCGGGUCCUUCAAGACGUCAACAACGGCAAAGGCUCAGAUAUCUUCAUCUCCAGCUCCCGUCACGAAGGCCAAGCCCUCGAUGCAUGGGCCAACCGCCUGGACUUCAACCACCUCACCAUCAACGGCCACUCCUACGGCGCAACAGGGGCUCUCCAAGCCCUGAAGACCGCAAACACCACCAAUGCCAACCCAGCCAUUGGUGGCAUCGCUCUCGACCCUGGCAAGUCCAGCGGCCAGCUCAAUGCCGACAUCCCUGUUCCUCUACUCGUAGUCCACUCCAAUUCGUGGUCCAAGACGCACAGCAUCUUCUUCGGCCGGCCGCACUUCGACACGGUCGUCGAUCUAGUACGUGGCGUGCGAGACAAGGUCGGUUCGGCUUGGUUCCUCACAAGCGUCGGAACAGCUCACCCCAGUGUGACUGAUGCGCCGCUUCUGCAACCCCUCCUCCUCAAUUUCGCUACGGGCGCUACUGCAGAUGUGCGCAAAGCCCUCGGGGAGUAUGUCAAGGUCACAUUAGACUUUCUUGAGUUCACAAAUACAGGCAAGAAGAACGGUGUGCUGGACCAAGGGGUGACCCAUGAAAAAUACGGAGAGUGGGUGAGUGAGGAGAGGAAGAAGAGCUUUCCCAAAGAAUUUGCAAAGUAUUGGGAAGUGCACGUGAGCCCCGUCAACCAGACUAAGUAA